AUGACCCACCCAGGACCCACCCAGGACCCACCCAUGACCCACCCAGGACCCACCCAGGACCAUCUUACAUACCCACCCAGGACCCACCCAGAACCCACCCAGGACCCAACCAUGACCCACCCAGGACAGUCUUACAUACCCACCCAGGACCCACCCAGAACCCACCCAGGACCCUCUCACAUACCCACCCAGGACCCUACCAUGACCCACCCAGGACCCACCCAGGACCCACCCAUGACCCACCCAGGACCCACCCAGGACCCUCUCACAUACCCACCCAGGACCCAACCAGGACCCACCCAGGACCCAACCAUGACCCACCCAGGACCCACCCAGGACCCACCCAUGACCCACCCAGGACCAUCUCACAUACCCACCCAGGACCCACCCAGGACCCACCCAGGACCCUCUCACAUACCCACCCAGGACCCACCCAGGACCGUCUUACAUACCCACCCAGGACCCACCCAGGACCCACCCAGGACCAUCUCACAUACCCACCCAGGACCCACCCAGAACCCACCCAGGACCCUCUCACAUACCCACCCAGGACCCAACCAUGACCAUCUCACAUACCCACCCAGGACCCACCCAGGACCAUCUUACAUACCCACCCAGGACCCACCCAGAACCCACCCAGGAACCUCUCACAUACCCACCCAGGACCCAACCAUGACCCACCCAGGACCCACCCAUGACCCACCCAGGACCCUCUCACAUUCCCACCCAGGACCCACCCAGAAUCCACCCAGGACCCACCCAGGACCCUCUCACUACCCACCCAGGACCCACCCAGGACCCACCCAGGACCCUCUCACAUACCCACCCAGGACCCUCCCAGUACCGUCUUACAUACCCACCCAGGACCCACCCAGGACCCACCCAGGACCGUCUUACAUACCCACCCAGGACCCACCCAGGACCCACCCAGAACCCACCCAGGACCCACCCAGGACCCUCUCACAUACCCACCCAGGACCCACCCAGGACCGUCUUAGAUACCCACACAGAACCCACCCAGGACCCACUCAGAACCCACCCAGAACCCAUGAUGACACUGGGCGUGAUCUUUCAGUCCAUAACGUGUUGCGUGGAACAGCUUUAGCCAUUUUAAACACCACCGUCCGUGUGAAGUUCAAAUGA
Salvelinus namaycush (lake trout) is the source of this 1143-nucleotide messenger RNA. Its product is annotated as extensin-like. NCBI's taxonomy places the organism in Eukaryota, Metazoa, Chordata, Actinopteri, Salmoniformes, Salmonidae. The transcript has a single exon. Bases 1 to 1143 code for a protein of 380 amino acids. The record is from RefSeq and is a predicted model, not a curated record.